AUGCGGCUGGCGGGCCGGUACGGUGCGGUGCUGAGCGGCUUGGCAUUGGGCCUGCUCGGCCUGUUUCUGUUGCAUGGCCUGGGUGCUGGGCCUGGGAUGGGGCUUGGGGAGGGGCGGCAGCAGCUGGAGGAGAUUGCAGACGCAGAGCAACAGCGCGAUCUGUCUGAGCGCUUGCUUAACACGAGCAGCUCCACCAAGAUUGCCCUCCUGGCAGAUACUAAAAUUUCAGAUGGCCACCUUUCUCAACCACAAGGAGACUUCCACAUUGAGUUCCACACACUCGAGCUUCUUUGCGGGUGCCUCUCAAAACUUCAAAGUCGCCUGCGUGAAUUGGAGCGCCGCGUGGACCAUGUCGUUUGGCUCCGACAGCCAGCCUAUGCAGCGUCUUUUGAUGCCUGUCGCUUCAAGGUGGCAGCGCAUCUCAAGCAUUCAAUCACUCCCUGGACCUAUCUCGUCUCUGACCUUGCUGCUCGGCACUGGCCACAAACCGUGUCCGAGGUGACUUUGCUCCGCAGCGCCGCGGUGCAUGCAACCCACCACAAGCUUUGUGUGGCCUUUUCUGAUGAUGGUUGGCUCAAGUCCUGGGUACCUCCCAUGUACCAGCUCAACCGACAGCCUGGCGCGGCCCUCUAUGUCGCCGACAAUCUGGAUUUGUGUGGUCGGGGCGUACACACCUGCGCACACAAUGCCCGCUGCAUCCCUCAGCCCGUUGGCAGUUACUCGUGUGAAUGCCAAGCCGGGUUUGUGGGCAAUGGACAAUCCUGCCUGCCAGUGUAUGGCGUGUCAGAACAGCCGGCGAGCAACUUUUGGGAUGAAAGACGGUGGCGAUCUCGCGUUGCUACUUCGCGACAAGGCGUGUUAAAAAAGGCCGUCGCCGACCCGGGCACGUGGGUGCGCUUCACCAAUGAAGAGGACCAGGGCAUGUUUGUACGCGACUUUGACUAUUGCCGAUAUCAAGGGCAGGGCUGUCCAUUGCAGGCCUCGUGCCAGCAGCAAGGCCCAGGCCGGUGGGCUUGUACUUGCGACGAUCCAGGUGCCGACCUUGUUUGGGUAGAUCCACACAAAGGCAACAAACUGCCCUAUCAGGUUGGCGCUCGAGGUGCAGGUGUGAAAGGAACAUAAAGUGAAACCCAAGGAAGCAGUUGUCAUGCUUUACCACCUUGGCCUGUUGUUGCGAAUAGAUUUGCCAGGCAGCACCAGCGCUGUCGGAGCUCAACGUGGCCCUUUUGGUGGAUGAUCAGCAAGUCCCGGGUAUUGCACCGCUCAUUAGAUCCAUGUUGGGCAGCACCCGUUGGCCGCAGUUGUUACGCGUGUGGAUAUUUGUGGAUACGGCCAAGACGUACCAGGCCGUGAUUGAUGCUUUACGCUGCUACAAUUUACAAUCCGCUGAGCGACCCGCAGCGCAUGUUAUCGGGCUGCAGCGUUUUCAGCUGGACGCGCGGCUUCAAGAUCUUAUUCGCGUG
Messenger RNA from Monosiga brevicollis MX1, 1463 nucleotides. RefSeq lists its product as uncharacterized. Gene Ontology annotation, molecular function: calcium ion binding. The record is from RefSeq and is a predicted model, not a curated record. The coding region runs from base 1 to 1122 and encodes 373 amino acids. Lineage: Eukaryota; Choanoflagellata; Craspedida; Salpingoecidae. The transcript has 12 exons.